AAUAUCGCGAGAUGAUGUGUCGGAAGCUAACACCGCGUGGGUUUCGUAACAUGUUAGGAAAUACAUUCAAUGCCCUUUAAUGCCAAGGCAGAACUGCGUCUAUGGCGGGACUGAAGAAAAAGUUAAAAGAAGCCGUGAAGGUCAUCAGCUCAGGUAGCCUCCUGUUUGCAUCCUACCUCACUGCGACUGGAGAUGAGCGUUUCUAUGCCAACCUGCUGAUGCCCCUGCUGCAGAGGAUUGUGGGGCCUGAGACAGCCCAUGUGCUGGCAGUGAAGAUGAUAGGUUUGGGUCUGGUACCUCUGAACCGCUACCAGGACCCUGCAUCAUUGGAAGUCAGCGUCCUUGGGUUAAGGUUCAAAAACCCGAUUGGGAUUGCGGCCGGCUUCGACAAGCACGGAGAAGCCGUUGAUGGCUUGUACAAACUGGGCUUUGGCUUUGUUGAGGUGGGGACAGUUACUCCCAAACCUCAGGAGGGGAACCCGAAGCCACGCGUGUUUCGCCUCACUGCAGAUAAUGCAAUAAUCAACAGAUAUGGAUUCAACAGCUGUGGUUUGGCAGAAGUACACAUGAGGCUGAAGGCCAGAGAAGAAACACAGCAAGGGCGAAGUAAAGCUGGCCUUCCCCUCGGCAUCAACCUGGGGAAGAACAAGCUUUCACGGGACGCAGGGGCAGAUUAUCUGGAGGGCGUGAAAGUGCUGGGCCCGCUGGCUGACUACCUGGUGGUCAACGUUAGCAGCCCUAAUACACCAGGUCUCCGGGAUCUACAGGGCAAGGCUGAGCUUCGCCAGCUUCUGCACACAGUGCUGAAGGAACGUGACGCCCUGCAGGAAGAGCGUAAACCUCCCGUCCUGGUGAAGAUCGCUCCUGACCUGACUGCCCAAGACAAACAAGACAUUGCUGAUGUCGUCACUGAGCUGGGAGUGGAUGGUUUAAUGGUGUCUAACACCACUGUGUCAAGGCCAGAGACACUUCAGGACCCAAGUAAGUCUGAGGUUGGAGGGCUGAGUGGAGAACCUCUCAGAGACCUCUCUACUAGGACUGUCAGAGAGAUGUACAACCUCACCAAAGGUAAAAUACCAAUUAUUGGGAUUGGUGGUGUUGCUAGUGGGCAGGAUGCGAUGGAUAAGAUCCGUGCUGGUGCAUCAUUGGUUCAGCUCUACACUGCUUUGACCUAUCAGGGUCCACCUGUAGUGAUAAAGAUAAAACGAGAACUGGAACAGCUUCUUAAUGAUCAGGGUUUCAGCAAUGUGUCCGAGGCAGUUGGAGCUGAUCACAGGCAGAGCAGAUGAGUCGACUCCUAAGCGGAGCCCACCUUGAGAGAUGGGGGAAUGUUAAUGCAGCCCGCUGUGGCUCCUGAACUGGGGUGAAUCCGCAGUAUUUAAUAUCCGUCCAUCUUGAUUUCCAGGGUGGAGUAAAUAUUAUGGUCUGAAAUCACAGUAAAAACCAGUAAGUGAAUAAUGAUGAGUGUUUUAUAUUGUCCUAAGUAGGGAUGGGUACCGGUGUCCGGUGCCAUGAUGGCACCAGUUCUGACAUAAACGGUAGUAACCAGACCGAAAAGCAGCGCACA
This is a messenger RNA of Oreochromis niloticus (Nile tilapia), 1567 nucleotides long. RefSeq names its product dihydroorotate dehydrogenase (gene dhodh). Gene Ontology annotation, molecular function: dihydroorotate dehydrogenase activity. NCBI's taxonomy places the organism in Eukaryota, Metazoa, Chordata, Actinopteri, Cichliformes, Cichlidae. Gene Ontology annotation, cellular component: mitochondrial inner membrane; cytoplasm. The record is from RefSeq and is a predicted model, not a curated record. Gene Ontology annotation, biological process: pyrimidine ribonucleotide biosynthetic process; 'de novo' pyrimidine nucleobase biosynthetic process. The coding region runs from base 102 to 1289 and encodes 395 amino acids. The transcript is spliced from 9 exons.